CUUUCUCUCUCUUUCAAUUCUCUAAUAAAUUAAGAUCGAUCCAAUAAUACCCAAUUCAACUUGAGCUUGGUGUCCAUUAUUAAUGGCGAAAAUCUCAGAAAAAACCCAUGCUAAGAUCGAUAAGGAUGAGAAAAAGAAGAAGAUCAUUCAAAAGAGGACUCGGAAAACAGUUCCAAGGGAUUCUCCUAUCCAACGCAGUUCCAUCUUUAGAGGUGUUACCAGACAUAGAUGGACCGGAAGAUAUGAAGCACAUUUAUGGGAUAAGAAUUGUUGGAAUCAAUCUCAGAACAAGAAAGGAAGACAAGUAUAUUUAGGGGCAUAUGAUGAUGAAGAAGCAGCUGCACAUGCUUAUGACUUGGCUGCAUUGAAGUACUGGGGACAACAAGACACCAUCCUCAAUUUUCCUGUUUCAACUUAUGAGAGGGAACUAAAAGAAAUGGAGGAUCAAUCUAAAGAAGAAUAUAUUGGAUCCUUGAGGAGAAAAAGUAGUGGCUUCUCAAGAGGUGUAUCUAAAUAUAGGGGGGUGGCAAGGCACCAUCACAAUGGAAGGUGGGAAGCAAGAAUUGGAAGGGUGUUUGGUAACAAAUAUCUAUAUCUCGGAACAUUCGCCACUCAAGAAGAGGCAGCAAUUGCAUACGAUAUGGCGGCUAUAGAAUAUCGCGGGGUCAAUGCUGUCACAAACUUUGAUCUCAAUCGUUACAUCAAGUGGCUAAGACCCGAUCAGAACCAAAACGACACAAACAUUGAUCAUGAAAUAAUAAAUCAUACCCCUAAUGAUAGUGAAGUUGUAAACCCUAGACAAGAGUUGGACUUUAGUUUCAUUCACCAACGUCGCCUCCAAUUACAACAACCAACCGCAAUUAGCUCUAGUAUAAAUGAAGAGCCGGUUACAACUCCACCUCACGAUGGCACAACAUCAUCAGCUUUAGGCCUUCUUCUGCAAUCCUCGAAGUUCAAGGAAAUGCUCGAGAGGACUUCAUUCACUGACGACUUUCCUACAACUCCAUCAAACUCAGACCCACGAAAGAGCAGCUUUCCUCACGAGAUACAAACAGUUUUUGAAUGUUUGAACUCCGACAACUACACCGAGGGAGAUGACAUCAGCAUCUUCGGCGAGUUAAACUCAUUAGCAUCGCCCUUGUUUCACUAUGAAUUACUAGAUGCAUAAUGGUACGUCAAAAAAAUACUUAUAUAUAUGAUAGUACAUUCUUUUAUGGUGAGUAAUUAAUUAAAGGGGUAUAGAAGAAGACCAAGACCAUAUACAACAAGUUGGAAAGGGGGCAUUCUACAUUAAAUUUGUUUUCCUUAGCAUAUUUUUUAUCAUGUAUUUUCAAUUUCCUUCUCCAAAUAUGAAUAGAUAAUAACAUUGAAUUCCC
Impatiens glandulifera is the source of this 1376-nucleotide messenger RNA. Its product is annotated as AP2-like ethylene-responsive transcription factor At1g16060. Gene Ontology annotation, molecular function: DNA binding; DNA-binding transcription factor activity. NCBI's taxonomy places the organism in Eukaryota, Viridiplantae, Streptophyta, Magnoliopsida, Ericales, Balsaminaceae. Bases 83 to 1168 code for a protein of 361 amino acids. The transcript is spliced from 8 exons. Gene Ontology annotation, biological process: regulation of DNA-templated transcription. The record is from RefSeq and is a predicted model, not a curated record.